AAUGAGAGUGAGGCAAUGAAAGCCUUUAGUUUUACAGAAUUUUUUGCACGUAGAUUAAAUGUUCUUUUUUACAGAGGAGCACCUGCAAGAGGUGCCCCACGUGGUGUCCCAGCCCCUCGAGGAGCCCCCGCAGGACGGGGUAGACCAGCACCCCCACCGCCACCUCGUACAGAAGCCUACGAUGACUACAGCACUCAGGCUUAUGAAGAUCCAUAUGCAGAUCCCUAUGCUAGAGACCCAUACGCAGAAACAAGCUAUGCUGCAGGAGAUACACAGUACUUUGACUAUGGACAUGGCUCAAGUGCACAAGGAUAUGAUGAUGGGUAUGCCAAAGAGAGUGGAUGGUCCGCAGGAGGCAGUUCCUUUAAAGCCCCACCAGCACCCCGAGGGGGGCGUGGACGUCCCCACCCCUAUGCCAGUACACGAGGAGGCUAUUAAGUGCACCCAUUGCCCACUGAUGCUAACUCUUUUAUCGCUCAUAUUUCACACAUCAUGUUUACAUAGGUACUUUGUUACCUUACAGAAUAGACUAAAUUAAUGUAGCCCUACUGAAUGAUCUGAAGGAAACUCAUAAGAUUCAAAUCCCUACUUUGAACAUCAAAUUUAAAAUCCCAUGAUUGUUUUCAGUUUUAAAUGGCUACAAAAGUUGUAUUCUCUUCGCAGUUCGUUGAUGUCAAAGAAGGCAAAUUAAAAUGUGUUGUAAACCUGUGGUACCUGUAUAAAAAAAAAACUUAAUUGUGUUCA
Saccostrea cuccullata (small rock oyster) is the source of this 744-nucleotide messenger RNA. RefSeq names its product KH domain-containing, RNA-binding, signal transduction-associated protein 1-like. The transcript has 4 exons. The record is from RefSeq and is a predicted model, not a curated record. Bases 16 to 438 code for a protein of 140 amino acids. NCBI's taxonomy places the organism in Eukaryota, Metazoa, Mollusca, Bivalvia, Ostreida, Ostreidae.